GACGUCGCUCAGGGAUACAGGCUAGAGUUGUCCCCGGUUGACGAUGGGCCCGUCAGCUACCCCGGCUGCCCCCGUCACUCAACUUCUCAAGGCAACAAGCUCCACAGACACAGACCAGCCAUCAUGCCGCGCACCAUGCUCUGCCGCCUGGCUGUUCUGUUAUCGCUCAUGACAAGCGCCAUUGCUCCGGUCGACGCGGCCAAGGACAACGACCGCUUCAUCAUCGAGUACGCCAAGCACGUGCGGCGCAACGAGGCGCAGGUGUUCGCCUCCAAGGUUGCCGCUGUCGCGUCGUGGGAGAGCGAGGUCUUCAGGGGCGCGGCCGUCGAUUCCCAGGGCCACACGCUCGAGUCGCUUCAGGCCAUGCCCGAGGUUGCUCGCGUAUGGUACAACCGUGAGAUCCUUCUCGAAAACGCAGGCCUGAGUAUGACCUUUGCCGACGACUCUGCGUACCUCAACUACUCGACCCACCGCGUCACGGGUGUUGAGGCCUUGCACCAGCAGGGCAUCUUGGGGCAGGGCGUCAAGGUCGGAAUUAUCGACACGGGCGUCGAUUAUACACAUUAUGCGUUGGGUGGUGGGAUCGGGGCUGGGUUCAAAGUGGCCGGCGGUUACGACUUUGUGGGAGACGGAGACUGGCCAAGCGGCCCCAAGCAGCCAAACAACGACCCCAGGGACAGGACCGGCCACGGCACCCACGUCGCCGGCAUCCUUGCCGGCAGCUCGACCCUGUUCAGGGGCGUGGCACCCGACGCAACCAUAUACGCCUACAAAGUGCUUGCGAGCCAGGGCUUUACCGACGACGCCACCGUCAUCGACGCUCUCCUAGGGGCCUUCGAUGAUGGCAUGGACGUCAUCACCGCCAGCAUGGGCGGUACCAGCGGGUGGCCCGACAGCCCAUUAGCCGUGGUCGCCUCUCGGCUUGUCGACCGGGGCGUCGUAGUUACAAUGGCCCAGGGCAACAAGGGCUUCGCCGGGCCAUUCCACGGCGGCACCGGCUCCGAGGGUAAAAAUGUGCUCGCGGUGGGCUCCGUAAAUGCCGAGUCGGGCGCCGUAUCGCGCUUCCAAGCCACGUUUUGGGAGCUCGAUGGCUCCACAAAGACGUUCCAAGUAGGCUACCUGCCCGGCAACGGCUACUGGGCAGAACCCAACGGCUGGCCCAUUGUGCCCAUGACUCUGGAUACCACCGUGACCGAUGAUGCCUGCGAACCCUACCCUCCGGGAACAGCCAAUCUCACCGGCGUCAUCCCUUUGGUCCGCCGCGGUACCUGCUCGCCCGACAUCAAGAAGAACAACCUGCUCGCGCUUGGGGCCGAGUACGUCCUGCUUUACAACGAUGCGAGGGAAAUCAGGAAGCCCUACACAACCGACUUGAGCAACUACGUCGCCAUUAUAACCAGCGACUGGGGCGAGGCCAUCGUCCAUGCCGUGGCUGCAGGCUACGAGGUCACGGCCGACUUUUCCGACGGCUUCGUACCCUUCGACGCCUGGCCGCGCAGACAGAACGACUACCCGAGCGACUUUACCUCGUGGGGCGGCAGCAACGAGCUCGCCUUCAAGCCUGAAAUCUCAGCGCCCGGCGGCGACAUCUUCAGCACCUGGCCCGACAACCUCUACGGCGUCUCGAGCGGCACGAGCAUGGCGACGCCAUACAUCGCCGGGGUCGCCGCGCUGUACAUCAGCAAGCACGGCGGGAGGGAAAAGCACGGGCCUGGGUUCGCCAGGAUGCUCUCGCGGCGCAUCAUCUCGAGCGGCGAGGGGGUUCCCUGGUACGACGGCAGGGCGGACCACAUGUUCGCGCCGACGGCGCAGGUCGGCGCCGGACUGGUCAACGCGGUCAAGGUGGUGGGCUCGACGACGACGCUCGACUUUGACCCCAUCUCGCUCAACGACACGGCCCACUUUGCCGCCACGCACCGCGUCACGGUGCGCAACGACGCCGACAAGCCCGUCACGUACAACUUCUCCCUCGUCGCCCAUGCCGGCGUCAACAUCUUCCAGGAGCUCGACGCGUCCGGCUUCUCGCCCCGCAUCAAGGACCUGGAGGAGCUGUCGCCCGUCUACAUGGUGCCGACCGCGUCCCUCCCGGACCCCCUGACGCUGCAGCCGGGCGAGUCCAAGCAGGUCAGCGUCACGUUCGCCAAGCCCUCGUUCGGCGACCCGCGCAACCUGCCCCUGUACGGCGGCAAGAUCCUCGUCAGCCGCGACGACAGCGACGAGGUCCUGGGCGUGCCGUACAUGGGGCUCGCGGCGGACCUCAAGGCCGAGAUGGCCGACAUGUUCAUGCAGGACACGGCCAACGCGACGCACUUUUGGACGCUGGAGACGCUGGACCAGAAGCCCGGGCUCAACUUCAGCCUGUGGCGGGACGUCGACUUCUUGCUGCUGGAGCCGCAGCUCAAGUGGGCCACGCGGGAGCUGCGCCUCGACAUCUUCAGUCCCGGGUACGACGAGCGCCGCUGGACCUGGCCGCCCGUCCCGGGCCUCAACGGGUACGUGGGCUCGGCUGCAUACUACCGCCUGUCCAGCGACGCCAGCUGGAACCCCUACGGCAACCCAGACCCGAGGGAUGCCGUCUCGUUCCCGGUGCGGAACCUGUUCCGCAACGCCGUCACCACCGACUACAGGUACAGCUACAUGUGGCAGGGCCUGCUGGCCAAUGGGUCGCAGAUCGAGCUGGGCAGCUACGUGUUGCGCUUCGCGGCACUGCGGCCGUUUGGGAACCCGAACAAGCCUGAGGAUUGGUCCGUCUAUUCGCGCCCGUUUGAGGUGCUGGGCAAGUUUGGGCCGAGUCCUUACUCUGGUUUGUGA
This is a messenger RNA of Pyricularia pennisetigena, 2811 nucleotides long. RefSeq lists its product as uncharacterized. Gene Ontology annotation, molecular function: tripeptidyl-peptidase activity; serine-type endopeptidase activity. The annotation marks the transcript as partial. Gene Ontology annotation, biological process: proteolysis. The transcript has 2 exons. Lineage: Eukaryota; Fungi; Ascomycota; Sordariomycetes; Magnaporthales; Pyriculariaceae. Gene Ontology annotation, cellular component: membrane; cytosol; cell wall. The record is from RefSeq and is a predicted model, not a curated record.